AGUGAGGGAGCCGGACGCUCCGGGAGCCGAGGGGGGCGGGGGGAGCCGCGCCGCGGGCGCCGCCGCCUCCACCGCCUGGGACGCAGGGGUGGGGGACGGACGAGCCCCGAUGCCGGGGGAGACGGAGGAGCCGCGAUCCCCGGAGCAGCAGGACCAGGAAGGGGGCCAGUCAGCGGCUGCCGACGCGGCUUCGGACGAGCCCCGGCCCGGCGUGGCGGCGGCGGCGGCGGCGGCGGCGGCGGCGCCUGCGGGGACCGCGAGCAGCCGCGUGCUGAGGGGAGGUCGGGACCGAGGCCGGGCCGCUGCGGCCGCCGCCGCCGCUGUGUCCCGCCGGAGGAAGGCCGAGUACCCCCGCCGGCGCAGGAGCAGCCCCAGCAACAGGCCCCCCGACGCCCUCGGGCAGCAGCCCGCGGCCGCGAAGCCCCCGUCUCCUGCUCAGGGCAAGAAGAGUCCGCGACUCCAGUGUGUAGAAAAAAUAACAACUGAUAAAGAUCCCAAGGAAGAAAAAGAAGAUGAUUCUGUCCUCCCUCAGGAAGUUUCCAUUACUACAACUAGACCUAGCCGGGGCUGGCGCAGUAGUAGCAGGACAUCUAUCUCUCGCCUUCGAGACACUGAGAACACUCGGAGCUCUAGGUCCAAGACUGGCUCGUUGCAACUCGUCUGCAAGUCAGAACCAAUUACAGAUCAACUUGAUUAUGACGUUCCAGAAGAACAUCAGUCUCCCGGUGGCAUUAGUAGUGAUGAGGAAGAGGAGGAGGAAGAAGAAAUGUUAAUCAGUGAAGAGGAAAUACCGUUCAAAGAUGACCCAAGAGAUGAGACUUACAAGCCCCACCUUGAAAGGGAAACCCCAAAGCCACGGAGAAAAUCAGGGAAGGUGAAAGAAGAGAAAGAAAAGAAAGAAAUUAAAGUGGAAGUAGAAGUAGAGGUUAAAGAAGAAGAGAAUGAAAUUAGGGAAGAUGAGGAGCCUCCUAGGAAGAGAGGGAGAAGGCGGAAAGAUGACAAAAGUCCACGUUUACCCAAAAGGAGGAAAAAACCUCCAAUCCAGUAUGUUCGUUGUGAGAUGGAAGGAUGUGGGACUGUUCUUGCUCACCCUCGCUAUUUGCAGCACCACAUUAAGUACCAGCAUUUGCUGAAAAAAAAAUAUGUGUGUCCCCAUCCCUCCUGUGGACGACUCUUCAGGCUCCAGAAACAACUUUUGCGGCAUGCUAAACAUCAUACAGAUCAGAGGGAUUAUAUCUGUGAAUAUUGUGCUCGGGCCUUCAAGAGCUCCCACAAUCUGGCAGUACACCGGAUGAUUCAUACGGGCGAGAAGCCAUUACAAUGCGAGAUCUGUGGAUUUACUUGUCGACAAAAGGCAUCCCUUAAUUGGCACAUGAAGAAACAUGAUGCAGACUCCUUCUACCAGUUUUCUUGCAAUAUCUGUGGCAAAAAAUUUGAGAAGAAGGACAGUGUAGUGGCACACAAAGCAAAAAGCCACCCUGAGGUGCUGAUUGCAGAAGCUUUGGCAGCCAAUGCAGGCGCCCUCAUCACCAGCACAGAUAUCUUGGGCACUAACCCAGAGCCCCUGACACAACCUGCAGAUGCUCAGGGGCUUCCUCUUCUUCCUGAGCCCUUGGGAAACUCAACAUCUGGAGAGUGCCUACUGUUAGAAGCAGAAGGGAUGUCAAAAUCAUACUGCAGUGGGACAGAACGGGUGAGCCUUAUGGCUGACGGGAAGAUCUUUGUAGGAAGUGGCAGCAGUGGGGGCACUGAAGGGCUGGUCAUGAACUCGGAUAUACUCGGUGCUACCACAGAGGUUCUGAUUGAAGAUACAGACUCUACUGGACCUUAGUGCAAAGGAAGACUUUGGGCGCUGGGACAGUACAGACUUUGUAUUUAAAAGAUAAAAAGGACAAAAAAAAAAAAAUUUAAAGCAUUUAAAAAUCUAGUAAAAUAACUGAAGGGCC
This is a messenger RNA of Psammomys obesus (fat sand rat), 1946 nucleotides long. It is a transcript of the gene Zfp91, whose product is annotated as ZFP91 zinc finger protein, atypical E3 ubiquitin ligase. Gene Ontology annotation, biological process: regulation of transcription by RNA polymerase II. The transcript has 11 exons. Bases 110 to 1831 code for a protein of 573 amino acids. Lineage: Eukaryota; Metazoa; Chordata; Mammalia; Rodentia; Muridae. The record is from RefSeq and is a predicted model, not a curated record. Gene Ontology annotation, cellular component: nucleus.